Penaeus chinensis is the source of this 6842-nucleotide messenger RNA. RefSeq names its product exportin-6-like (gene ebo). The record is from RefSeq and is a predicted model, not a curated record. Bases 184 to 3651 code for a protein of 1155 amino acids. NCBI's taxonomy places the organism in Eukaryota, Metazoa, Arthropoda, Malacostraca, Decapoda, Penaeidae. Gene Ontology annotation, biological process: protein export from nucleus. The transcript has 23 exons. Gene Ontology annotation, molecular function: small GTPase binding; nuclear export signal receptor activity.
ACCAAGCCGAAAAUCAAUUGUCGUCGUCUGUCAAAACAGGGACGCGCAAGAAACCCAAAGGAACAAAAUCAAACUCGGACCGCCUUGUUUCAGCCACAAAAUGCCACUUUUCCGGACGGUUUAGGAGGAGCAGGAGGAGUCUUAACACCUUAUAAAUCUGCAGAAAGUGGCAGCAGAUUUAUCAUGACCACAGAUCAAGAAUCACUCCAUGCCCUAGAAGGGUUAAUGAAUGAAUUCUUCGGUCCAGCCACAACCAAUGUCAGAAAACGAGACAUUGAGACCAUCCUAUCUAAUUUUGGACAACAACGCGGGGCCUGGAAGCAAUGUCUGUACUACGUAGCACACACCCGCAACUCUUAUGUGUCUAUGUACUGUCUCACCACCCUAGAGAACAUCAUCAACAAGCAAUGGGUGGGCCUCAUGGCAGACGAGAGAACCGAGAUCCGGUCCACCCUCUAUCGUUUCGUCUUGGAGAACCACAAGGUGGCCCCGUACUACAUCCGCAACAAGCUCGUCAAAUUGGUUGUAGAUAUCGCUCGCCUGUCGUGGCCUCAUUUCUACCCUGAUUUCUUCACCAAUGUCUUAGCUUUAGCCAGAAGUCCAGACACAGUCAUUUUGUGUAUUGUGUUCCUCCAAACUAUCAGUGAGGAAUUAGCAUGCCCCAGGGAAGAGCUGUCAUAUUCUCGGAGAACGGAACUGCGGCGGUUAUUAUCUCAGCAAGUCCCAACUAUGCUUAGUCUUCUGUCUAGUUUAUUGGAAGGUGUGGUAGACAAACACAAAAAUGCCGUGACAGCAACCCCUCCUCCCUCCCCAACACACUCCCACAGCCAUUCCCCAAGCCGCUCUGGCCUCUCAUCCUCUCCGAUUCAGACAGGUACUUUGCUGAGCAACAUGUUCCAUAACCUGGAGAGUGGAACAAGUUCUCGCACGGGAUGGGUCCUUCCCCCUCUUGACUCAGAAAGUGAAACCGUAGCGUGUCUGGCAUUGAACUGUUUAACACACUUGUUCUCGUGGAUCCCCCUCUCCUCGCUCAUAACACCUCACCUGCUCAAUACAAUAUUCCUUUUUGCUUCUUUAGGAGCUGACCCACAGCACAAUAAGCUCCACAACGGAUCCCUCGAUAACAGUUUCAUGUCUGGCGAUUCCCUUGGUGUUCUAGCCAUGGGUGCCAUCAAUGAGAUCAUGAGCAAGAACUGUGUGCCGCAUGAUUUUGAGGAUUUUCUGCUCCAGAUGUUCAGAAACACAUUCCAGCUCCUGCAGAGGCUCGUGCGAGACGAGCCCAACACGACCACCUCACGGCUGCAAUUGUUAGAUUCAAGCUAUAUUGACAAAUUCUCAGAGUUUCUGAGGCUAUUUGUGAGCGUUCAUCUUCGAAGAUUUGAAAAUAAUUCACAGUUUCCAGUCCUUGAGUUUCUCUCUCUUCUCUUCCGAUAUACAUUCCAUCAGCAUUCUGUCGAGGCCUAUUUUAAUUGCCUGGAUGUGUGGGGCAUCUUCCUAGACCAUCUUUCAUCCAAGAUUAUUGGUGCUGAGGACAGGAAUGCAGUUUCAAGGUAUGAAGAUGCUUUGAUAUCACUUGCUCAAGGAAUUCUGCACAAGAUACAACUGAGACACAACCAGGCUGAACUAGAGGAGCUUGAUCAUGAGAUCUCUGAGGAGAUCUCGGAAGGCUGCGAGUCCUAUUAUGGAGAAAUCGGUACUAGUGACGAAGUUUCUGAGUGGCAUUCCUUCUUCACAAGGAACUUGGAGCUGUUGGCCAAGAUUGCAGACUUGUUGCCCGACCAAAUAUUUACCUUAGUGUAUGACCCUUGGUGUGAGACCACGAAAAUAUAUCUUACCCUCCAAUCAAACAUGGUGGAACAGAAUGGCAGACGGAGACUGAAUAUUUCAGCAGAGCACGAGUGUCCACGACUGCAUUGCCUCUUACGGGAUUUGUCCUCACUCCUCCAGGCGAUUGGUCGAUUUUCAACCCUUUUUUUAGGGGAAGAGCUGCCCAAGAGGUCGGCAACAGCUAUACAAGUCAUAGAGAAGCUUGUGGAAAUGGCCAAUUUCAGCACAGGCUUGAAGUUGUUUGAGGUGGAGACAGCAGUGGAUGUCUUGCAUUCAGACUUUGUGGAAGUACAUGCUCAGGUUCUGUCAACCCUACGAGCCUGGGUUCACUGGCUGUCUCAGUUAUAUGGCCAGCAGUUUGUGCAAGUUUAUCCUGGAGGCACACAGACACAUCAACACCAGGAUACCUGCCAUACUAUCAACAAACAGAUGCUAGUCGCAGCUACAAACGUGCUAAAUGUUGGGGCCCCGGGACUGAUAGUGAACUGUGGAGUGCAAUUACUGUUGUCUCUCUCUGUGAUGGUGCGGUCACCUGUUGCGCUUGAGAUGAACCAAGUGCAGUCUCUCUAUGUUCAGGCACCGUCUGUUUCUUCAGAUGUUAAGGUCCGGCGGUUAUUAUUACGUGCUCUAGUGAACUUCCUCUUACUCCCGUGGCCGAGCUUUAUUGUGGACCACAGAUUAGAAACUAGAAAACAUCAUCUCACCACAUUCAUCAACUCAUUUACUAGUGAUGUCCGUAAGAUAAGUGUCCAAACCCUAGCAGAUGACAAGACGAUGCAGGAGAGCAUGGCACCAAAGUUGUGUGAUACACUGUCCAUCAUAAGGUACCAAGUAGAAGAGCUGAAUAGCACUGACAAAGCGAGCCGUGAGCUGUACUACCACUGUAUCCAAGACAUAAUCCAUCAGGCCAUACUCUUGUUCCCAGUGUAUGUCCAGCAUGCAAGUGUCUGCGAAGAAAUCCUAGCGCUGAUGGUAGUGGUGAUGCAAGUUCUCCGUGUCCAGCUGGGACCUGCGCGUGUUGAAGCCACCAUCCAGACCUUCCUUGACGUCUUCACCACUCGCCACCACCUUCAGCUGGCCAUCUCGGCUGAUAACCCUGCGGCUGUCAGGGUGUUAGAGAAAUUCCUGAAACUGCUUGAACUCAUCGUCAGUGAACCCGGUCAGUCAUUCAAGAGGUUCAUUCCCAACACCAUCACACUGUGCAUGGACCACAUCUACCCUGUUGUGUCCGAGCGCGCUUCGCCUGAAGUAAAGGGUCCAUUGUUUGAGCUCCUCAGGUGCCUCUUAGAACAUAACUGGAAGUAUUUCUUCAGACCAUCUGUCCACAUAUCCCUUGGAGCUGGAAACUGGGACUCAAUUGAAAACGAAGCUCAAUUUAUUCAGAUUAUGCAAGCCUUUGGCCAGUCAUUCAUGCAACCAGAUAUCACCAUCUUCAAACAGAACUUAGAAGCUUUGGAAGCACUGAACUCAAAAUACAAGCUGUAUCACAAGGGUGUUUUCCGAAACUCCAUGUUAGGCCAGUUUAUCACUGUGCUGCUGCAGGUGCUGGUGCAUCGAUCUCAGGACCUACUCCAGGAGGAGAUAACUAUCACAGUGUAUAACAUGGCCUCUGUAGAUUUCAACACCUUUUUCUCGGCCUUUGUUGUCCACUUUCUUCAAAACAUGGAUGGGCUAGAUAAUGACCAAAGAACAACUCUCAAAGAGAACUUCAAAACUGAUACAGAUUUGCCAACAUUUACCCAGAAUGUCCAGCGAUUUAUCAAUGACCUACGUUACUACCGAACCUGCAAUGCUAGUCUACCUCCUGGCACAGUCAAGUUAUAGUAUUAACAUGUGCAUGUAUUCAUCCAGGAAUAUUUAUGGGAAACCGUCAUGUUUGUGAACCUCAUUAUACUAGGUAUGCAUUUUAAUCUGAAAACAAUACUGCAAAUAGAGCAGUUAGAUUGUUUUAUGGGUUUUCCUUUUUUUAGUUUCUCUUUCUUUUUUUCCCUCUAUAGUUCUUUCCUUUUCUUUUUCUUUUACUUUAACCAAGGCUGAAUAUUGACAGUCUAGGAAUUAGCUAGCCUUUGUGCAGACAACCUCCCCCCACCUCCACAUUGCCAAACCGUUAGCACUUAGUCUCUCUUGAAUCUGUAGGCAAAAUGCUAAAACUCUUUAUUGUACAAGCUAAUGCUAGUGCGGAAUGUUUAAUUUCACUAUAUUAUUGCUCUAUUACUUGAUGCUUACAGCUACAUGUGUUGCAGUGUAAUCUCUGUCAACUGGUCUGCUUCAUAGACAAGUUCCACUCUUGACUAAGAGAUUCUAGUUAGAACAACUUGGUUUGGAAGUGAAAGCAGAGUACUUGUGUCUUUAUACUGAGACAAUUUUUUUUUAAUUGGAUUUUUUUUUUUUGCCCAGUUUUAAUUCUGACUUAUUCGGUUAUUGUUAGGGUUGGAAGAUUUGUAAUAGAUUUGAGUUUUAAGCAUGAAAUACUCUAGAGAUUUUUCUAAAUAUCAACAUCAGUAAUUUGAAGUUUGUCUUUUUCUUCAAUUGCUGACAAGCUGUGCAGUCAGUUACCAAAGGAUAUUCAGCUUUUUCAAGUCAAAAUAAUGUAUUAUGAUUGCCUUCAGUAUUGAGAAUGAUGUGUUGAAUUGACUUCUGGUAAUGUUUUUUGUGUUCGGCAAAAGGUUCGUGUAGUUACACUUGCUGCUUUGGGUACGUAUGCCAAGUUUGAGUUCCUGUUCCAGUUAUGUUGUUUGUAUUUAUUUCAAAGGCUGCAUUCAAUAGUUUGCUUCUUUUUUUUUUUUUUUUCAUGAUUUCAUUUUUCUAUUUUUUUUCUUUUCUUUUCUUUUUUUAAUAACUUUCAUGUCCUAAUACUGAUGUUAGGUGUUUGAGAAUGUCGAAGCAAUCUGGUUGUAAAUGAGACUGCAUUUAUGUGAAGAAGUUUUGUACUGAUUAAAAGUCUUGUAUUUUGUGGGAUACAGGGACAUGAUUAAAGAAAAAUCAAAAUAAAUACCUCUUUAUAACAUAAUUUUCAAGGCAAAAGAAGGUCCUUAGGGAUCUGCAAAAACUUUUUGACUUCUUAAUGCUCUGGCAGUGCUUUAACAAGAGUUUCCGUCCCUUUGUUUCCUUUUUUUUUCCCCCUAUCUUUUCCACUUUGCAUUAUGUUGUAUAAUUACAAAUCCAAAUAAUUCUUUUCCUAUUUCUGCUUAUGGCAUUUUUCCUUUUUAUGCAAAUUCAGCCAAGGAAAAUUAUGAAUUUUACUUAAAUGAAAGAAUUAGGAUGACUGCAGCCUAUGUCUGUGAUCGUUGACCCAUGUGAUAAAUAUGUGCUUAAGUUUUGUGGACCAAUGUACAGUCAGAUAUGCCAGCCACCCAAAAUUUGAGUAUGUAUUAGAGUGCAUUCAUUUAAUUAAGUGAAACCUUAGUUCCUCAUGCUAUGACAGAAGUGCUUGGAAAACAUUUGGUUCCGGGAAAGGUGUCGCACUGCCAGUUUUGUGACUUGGUUUCCAGGCGUUAUAUACUUGCUGAAUUUUGGACUGAACCUGGAAUGUGUGUAUGUAAUAUGUCUUUAAGCACUCAUGAAUAGUCUUUAUUUUGUGAAGAGGAGUCAUGAAAGUGUGUGCACUUGAUAUAAGUAUCCCUCAAUACCUAGUGCACUUUAUAUUGUAACAGAUCCUACAUAUAUAUAUGUUAUAUGUAUAAGGGGUUAAUGAUAUCAAUAUUCUAUUUUUAUCAGCUGGACAUAGUUUGGGUUCUGUAUUCUAAUUAGUCUUCAACCUGUUUCUUAAGCACAAUUUCUUCAGUUUGCUCUGACAUGGAAAAACCAAGUAUAUAAGUGGCAUUGUGACACCACCUAUGAUAUGUAACAUCAUCUGUGCAGAUUUUCAUUCAUAAGACAUUGAUGUAGAUACUCCACAUCAUGUUAUGUGUGUGUAGAUAUAUAUAUAUAUUGUAUUAACUUUGCUUUCCAUGGAUACAUUCGUAACAGGUAGAGCAUUCCAGCAAAUAUUUGCAUCUUUAUCAUUGUUGAGUUAUUCUUUUUAAUGGGUUGAAUUGUCCUUUGUGAGUAAAAUGGGGUUUAAUAAGAUUAGCAGUGAAUAAUACUGCAUUGUAAGUUUAAGAGUUAAACUGUAAAAUGUGAAAGUAGAUAAGGAAAAUAAUCAAUAUCAUAUAUUUUUUAAAUUCGUACAAGGUUUUUGUCAUGCUUAUCAAAAUAGCAAAAUUGUUUAAACACAACUUAUGUAUGAAUGUGCAUUCCGUGUUUCUUAUGUCAUCUUUUUAUGGAUUUUUAGGCAUUGCUCAUAUUUUUAAAAAGUUAUAUAAAUAUAUAAGAUAUUUUUCAGUGUACAUUCCAAUUUAUUAGAUAGACAUUCCUUUUCCCAUCUAGUUCCAGUGUAAACAACGUUUAUAAAAGAAAAAAGUGAAAAGAAAAACAUUAAAAAAGAUCUGUGCAAAGUGCAUGACACAGCCCAAAGACUUGUUUGCAGAAGCUAUUUUUCCAUCAUUUAAACUUCUAACAGAAGUACCAUAGAGAGUACAAGCAAAAUCAUGAGUUGGUUUGGUGAAAGAAACAUAAUUCAAUGGGCCUGGUAAAGCUCAUCAGGGUAAUAUAAGUCUCUUUCGUGGGGUAGGAAAUCUCUUAAUAAUCUUAAUAAGCUACCUUUCUGUUAUACUAGAAAGAUUAUUUAUUUUACCUCAUGUUCUUAUAAAGAGAAAAAAAAAAAUACACAAAUUAAUAAGUGGGAAUAGUGUAGGGGGAAAGUGGUUACAGCUGUACAUAUAUUCUGAUUUACUUUGUCUGCUUGUGCUGAGAUUGUGAAGAUGGGUUAUGGAUUGUCGCUCUUCCUCAAUAAUUAUUAACCCUUUAUGUAACUAAGGAGACCUGAGUCAUAGGUGUUAUGGGGGCUACAGGAAGAUUUCAGUAUACAUUUUCACAUUACACACAAGUUAAAUUCAAACAGUCUUAUAUGCAUGUGCACAGACAGACAGACAGACAGACAGACAGACAGACAGACACAGGCAGACAGACAGACA